AUGUCGGCGAUGCCAUUACAAAUGCCCUGGCUGAUAUACUCUGUACCAGGCGACGGACGGCUUCCUCGCUGUGGCCGAUGUGUCCGAGCCGGGCGUGACUGCGUGCGCGAGCCGCCCCGCCAGUUCUACAAGGUUUCUCGCCAUGGGGAAGAGCGCUCAUUCUCGUCCAGCCAGACAUGGCUGCCUCUGCCUGCAAAGGGAGUGGUUAAUUUCGUCAACGUCGCAGAGCCAUUUGGUGCCGAGUCCAGUCCCGAUUCCGCCAGUACUGGCCAAGGAGAAAAGGAUGGGCAUAUGAACACGACUGCAACCCCAACAUUCCCAGCACAUGAAGCCGCCUGGUCGACUCCAGCUGGGGAGAACCUGGCCUCUUCUUCCCCGUCUUCCCUUUCUGCCUCGCCAUCCUCGAUCCUAGUAUCUACAUCCCGAGCUCAGACCAAACCUGCUUCGUGGGACCCACCUGUCUACCCGUCUGGAGGAAAUGUGCAAUCUGGCUUUCAGGCAGCUCAGUCUAUCCGGGAAGAUGUAACCAUCGUAGACGCCGGUACCCAUCUGCCAACGCCCGUGAGACGCAUUUACCUAGACCCGCCAACCUGGCCAUUGCAAGACCCCGAAGAGGCGACUCUUCUACAGCACUUCAUCAACCAGGUAUCAUUAUUUUUUGACUUCUGUGACAAGGAGCGCCACUUCGCAACCGUCGUGCCCCAGCGCGUCCGCACAUGCAGCACUCUCCUGAGCGCUGUCUUCGCCCUGUCCGCUCGCCAUCUCAGCCGCAUCAGCAACUUCGAUCCCACAGUCGCGGACCGGCACUAUGAUGACUGCCUGCGGACUCUGAUACCCGCACUCAACGACGGCCCGUCUGUUUUUGACGAAACGCUGCUCAUUAUCGUAGUCAUUCUACGGCUCCUGGAAGAGAUAGACGUGCCUAUCAUGGGGGCAGACCCACAGGGCCAUCUUCUCGGCGCCCAGUCACUAGCCCGCGCGCAGGAGCGCCUUGGCAUGGACUCGGGGUUGCGCCAGGCAGCGUACUGGGCCUGUCUUCGACAAGAGAUUUACAUGUCACUGAGAGACCGCCGACCCAUCCGUCUGGACCUGCAACUCUUUCGCAAAAUGCAGGCUGUCCAGCCCGGCGACAAAUAUUCCCUGGCCUGUUCAGCGACCCUCCACUGCGCAGAGGCAAUUCUGUUCGCAUACGGAGACGGCCCUCGAUCACUGCAUCAUGAUCUUCUCGAGUCUAUCCGUCGAGCUUCCGACAGCGUCCCGCAGCCAUUCUUCUACAGAGACGGAGGCAGCGAUUUCCCGGACAUUCGCUACGCCACUGAAGACCAAAUCAUAGCGGCGCAGUUCUUCUCUCUCGCCCGGAUCGUGCUCGAUAGGAACGACCCUGCGCAUCGCAUUGCGAUGCAGACCGUAAGGGAGAUGGCACGGCAGCGCGUCAGGGUCAUGUGUGGUGUGGGCUUGUCCAACCCAUCGAGCCCUGCGGCCAUCUUGAUUGCCUGCAUGGCGAUUGCUCUGUGUGGUGACUGUUUUGAUGACCACAGGGAUCGGGAGCGGCUGUGCUUUUUGCUGGAGUUCACAGAAGAUAAGCGAGGGUGGCCUACGGCUUCUAUUGCGAGAACACUGACGCAGGUUUGGAACGAUGCUGGUUGA
Molecule: messenger RNA, 1647 nt
Organism: Penicillium lagena
Lineage: Eukaryota; Fungi; Ascomycota; Eurotiomycetes; Eurotiales; Aspergillaceae
Product: arca-like protein
Exons: 4
Coding region: 1-1647 (548 amino acids)
Biological process (GO): positive regulation of transcription by RNA polymerase II
Cellular component (GO): nucleus
Molecular function (GO): zinc ion binding; transcription cis-regulatory region binding; DNA-binding transcription factor activity, RNA polymerase II-specific
Source: RefSeq, a predicted model, not a curated record